Periophthalmus magnuspinnatus is the source of this 2728-nucleotide messenger RNA. It is a transcript of the gene cax1, whose product is annotated as cation/H+ exchanger protein 1. The record is from RefSeq and is a predicted model, not a curated record. Gene Ontology annotation, biological process: intracellular calcium ion homeostasis; calcium ion transmembrane transport. Gene Ontology annotation, molecular function: calcium:proton antiporter activity. Lineage: Eukaryota; Metazoa; Chordata; Actinopteri; Gobiiformes; Gobiidae. The coding region runs from base 99 to 2555 and encodes 818 amino acids. The transcript is spliced from 21 exons. Gene Ontology annotation, cellular component: membrane; endomembrane system.
UGCCACUCCAGGCCCGAGAUUUCACACGACUCAGGGGACUGUCUCAGAGCCUUGAAGCCGAGGACAGAGCUUCACCCCGGGGACUAAAAUCCUUCGAGAUGCCGCACAAAAAAGGCUGGUUGUGUCCGGAUGAGGCCGACAGCGUGAGGAGGAGGUCCACGGUCGAGCAUCCAGGGGAAAACCAUGGCGACCACACUGACCACCAUCACCGGUUCCCACGGAGAUAUUCCCACACGGACCGGCUCUGUCCUGGUUCACAUCAAAUGGAUCACAGCCAAGCAGAAUCUCACUCUCCAGAAGCAUCCGGGCACCACUUCUGUCAAUACACCCCCAAGUGCUUCCUCAAUGUUCACAAAGGAAGUCACGGAGGGUCACCACGGUCCAAUGCGUCUUGGUACGGAGAUGAGGCCUGGCACGACAGCACCGGCAAAACCACCAUCAGAGCAGAGAACGAGGUGGAGGCGCACAGAGAGGCCAACAACUACAAGUUUGGCUUCAGGAAAUGGAAGGGCCACGUCACAGAGAGGCCCAUCGAGAUCAGAUCAGACAUCGACAAAGAACUGCACUCAGACCUAAGCACCGUCAGACCACAAGAUGGCUCCCUGGUCACUUGUGGGAAUGUGGCUUAUGUCAUUUUCUUUGGAUGGUGGAUUUCCUUGGUCUACUUCAUCAUAUGUCCCCUAAUGUUCAUGACCGUCCUCGGAGCAGUUUAUGGAAAGCUCUGUUGGAAAAUGGGCUGUUACUUCAUUUGGCCUUUUGGGAAGUCCAUAGAAAAAAUGGGUGAUGUGGUGUGGAAAACCGUGCCCAGACCUCCUCGAUGUGAGAUAAUCCCGGAGGAGAGGGAUAGUCCGACUGGGCGGAAGGACUCCUCUCCUCUGCUGGCCUCGCCUCCGUUUCCCGUGGAGAUGCCUGUGCCAGAACCUCCGACCAGAAGAAUAUCAAGAUACUGGUGUCACCCUCGUACAUAUGUGUGGCUCUUACUGGGGUACCCGGUCCUGGGGGUGGUACACUUCGUAGCCUGCGUGAUCUCGUGGCUUUUGGUUUUCACGAUUCCUGUGGCCAAACUCAACGCUCGAGCCGCCACCAUUGUGCUCCUCAUGGCUCCAGGAGAUAUACACAUCCACAAAGUCGACAAAACUUUACUGUGUGAGACCAGAGUCGUUUUGUACUGUAACAAAGCAAUGAACAUUCACUACUACAAGUAUUCAGUCCAAGGAAUCAACAUAUUCGCCCUCAACCUGCUUCCUCUUGUAAUCACCAGUUUAGUGAUUGGAUACACCGACAAGGACCACACUUACUUCAGCGCAGAGACAAAGUUCGCUACAGCCAUCACCGCCAUCAUUCCCCUGUCCUAUUUUAUCGGCAUGGGAAUCGCCAGUAUUUCAGCGCAGAGUAACUUUGCGGUGGGAGCUGUGGUGAACGCGACCUUUGGCUCUAUAACAGAGAUGACCUUCUACAUCACAGGACUGUUACAGGGCCACAAAGCAGGAACCAAAUGUUAUGAGGAGGUCGUCAAAGCUGCGCUCACUGGCACCUUACUGGGCUGUAUACUCUUCAUACCUGGAAUCUGUAUGAUCAUUGGAGGCAUUAAGCACCGAGAGCAGAGGUUCAACAGUCGCUCGGCAGGAGUCAGUUCAGCUCUGCUCUUCAUUUCCAUCGGAGGGGUUUUUGCUCCGACCCUGUUCUCAAAGACGUUUGGGAAUCUGGUUUGUGAGAGCUGCACCAGUGUCCCAGGGAACAGCAGUGUCCCCUUCAUCUGCAAGGACUGCCACUACGACUCGAGUCAAACUGACCCACAGCUGAUUCUGUCCCACAUUGAACCGCUCGUCUACACCAUCGCCGUACUGCUGCCGGCCGCUUACCUCAUCGGCCUGAUUUUCACCCUGAAGACUCACUCUCACAUCUACGACAUACACAUCAGUGAUAUCCAGGGGGGCCACGCACACGGUCAGUACCAGCAGGAGGCGCUCUCACACCACCACCACCUCUCUACUGCUGGCCCUGUCCACGCUGCAAACUCCUGCAUUAACGCCAGCCGCCAUGUUGUACCAGUAUCCGACCCCGUGGUGCACUGGCCUCGCUGGAGGGCUCUGGCUGUUCUCAUCGUCGCCACGGUGCUCAUGGCCUGCUGCGCCGACCUCUGCAUCGAAAACAUAGAACCCAUGCUCACGCACUCUGCCAUCUCCCAGUAUUUUAUCGGCGUCACACUGUUGGCCAUGGUCCCUGAGCUGCCUGAGAUUGUAAAUGGUGUUCAGUUUGCUGUACAGAACAACAUCAGCCUGAGUCUUGAAGUGGGCAGCUGUAUCGCGGUGCAGGUUUGUAUGAUUCAGAUUCCACUGCUCAUCCUCUUCAAUGCUUUUUAUGAGGUGGGAUUUGUGCUUUUGUUCAGCGACAUCCAUCUAUGGGCAAGCAUUUUUAGUGUCAUUCUGUGCAACUAUAUAUUUAUGGAUGGAAAGUGCGACUAUUUUCAAGGCACAGCUCUUGUAGUGGUUUACUUCAUCCUCAUGGCUCUGUACUUCUUUGCCCCCUCUCCACGCUCCUGUCCAUCCACUUGAAAGAUUUAGAAAAAUGCUGAUUUGAUAUAAAUUUGACUAAUGUGUAAAAUAGUGUUUUUGUAAUAAUGUAACUAUGUUUUCCUGUUUGCCAUUUAAUACUAUUUUGCUAUUUAAAUUCUGGCUGUUAUGUAUUCUGAUUUGUAUUGGAAAAAAUAAACUCAAAUAUUUACAGU